CAUUCCGAGUGAUGACUCUGCGGAGGAAAUUUGCGGUUCUCUCACCUGUUCAUUCUGGACGGACGGACGGAGGGCAAUAGCUCAUCGCCUCAUCCCCCAUUUAGGGCAAGUCGAAUCAUUCAGGACUAUGUUGUUCUAGUCCAGCAACGAAGAGCUUAAGGAAUGCAGCCCGUUCUCAAUUACAAGGAUCAGCGUAUGGAGUUACAAUUUGGAGCCUAAAUUAUUUGGACAGCUUUGCUUCUCGAAAGCCGUUGGUUUCCAUUAACGGGCUUAAACAGAUUUUGGCUUUCUCCCACAUGGAUAAAAACGUGGCUUCUAGUUUAUUUGUCAAUGAUGGUUCUUUUAUGGAAAGGUUUAAACAGCUUCAACAAGAAAAGGAAAAGGAAGCUGCAUUGGAGCAAUCUAAAUCAGGCACAAGUGCAUGUGCAUCUGGGAAUUUGAAGGCCAAUCCUCCCAUUAGUAAAAUGGUCUUGGAUUCUAAAGCAAAUGACGCACGAAGAGCCACCCCUUCUGGUUCAGGUGGGAAACUUGCAUUUAGCUUGAAACAGAAGUCAAAGCUUGCGGCAGCCCCUGUUAGAUUAUGUGCAGAUGAAGAUGAAGAAGGAGAUGCAGGAUAUGGUUCUGCUGAUGGAUCAGUGAAACGACAGAAGUUGGCUCAACCAGAUGCCUCUGAGUGGCCUGCAGAACAAGAGGGUGUUGCACCACCUUCCCCGAGUGAUCCUGCUGUGGAGAAAGUUGCUGACAAAUUAGCAAGUUUUGUGGCAAAAAAUGGAAGGCAAUUUGAGCACAUUACACGCCAAAGAAAUCCUGGAGAUACACCUUUUAAAUUUCUAUUUGAUGUUAGCUGUGCGGAUUACAAAUAUUACGAGUAUCGGCUUAUGGAGGAAGAAAAAGCUCUUGCACAGACAAGGGAUUCUCAAUCAUCAUGUAGUGCCAGUACAAUCUCUUCAGCUUCUAGAGCUUCAAGUUCUCAAAGAUCCCAUCAGCAGCACUCUAAUUACCAAAUUCCAGCAUCAGCUUUAUAUGAAGCCAAUGCUAACAGACCAAUUCAGUCAGCGUCAGCAGGAAGAACUAUUUAUGGUGAAUCCAGUGCCUCGACAGCUACAGAUCCUAUAGCAAUGAUGGAAUUCUACAUGAAGAAGGCUGCACAUGAAGAGCGAAGGAGACAGCCUAAACAGUCAAUGGAUGAGAUGCCUCCGCCUGCUUCUCUUCAAGCUCCAGUUAAAAAAGGCCAUCAUAUGGGUGAUUUUAUACCACGUGAAGAGCUGGAAAAGUUCUUGUCUAGUUGCAAUGAUGCUGCUGCACAGAAAGCUACCAAAGAAGCUGCAGAAAAGGCUAAAAUUCAAGCUGACAAUGUUGGACAUAAGCUUCUAUCUAAAAUGGGUUGGAAAGAAGGUGAGGGUCUGGGGAGUUCCAAAAGUGGUAUUGCAGAUCCAAUUAUUGCAGGUAAUGUGAAAUCGAAUAAUUUGGGAGUUGGAGCGGCACAACCUGGCGAGGUAACCGCUGAUGAUGAUAUUUAUGAACAGUAUAAGAAGAGAAUGAUGCUUGGUUACCGCUAUAGGCCUAAUCCCCUGAAUAAUCCCCGGAAAGCAUAUUACUAGUUAAGCUUCUCUGGUAAUGAAUGCUCUUAUGCUGACAAGACGGUGUCCAUGAGACUGGUAUGUUGUAAAGAUCGUUUCUGAGAAAUUCAAAAUGACAAAAAGAUUGGAUUGGUAGCUUGUAAGGAGAUCGUGUUUUAUUUUGUAGACUUGAAUUUUAAUUCGAAGUUGAAACUUUUAAUCCCCUGUUGAAAGUAAAUUUGGUGGUUAUUGCAUUAUAUGCCAUGGUUAUUCUGAAGGAA
Molecule: messenger RNA, 1840 nt
Organism: Nelumbo nucifera (sacred lotus)
Lineage: Eukaryota; Viridiplantae; Streptophyta; Magnoliopsida; Proteales; Nelumbonaceae
Product: SURP and G-patch domain-containing protein 1-like protein
Biological process (GO): RNA processing
Cellular component (GO): nucleoplasm
Molecular function (GO): RNA binding
Source: RefSeq, a predicted model, not a curated record